GUGACAGCCGUUCGAAUCGUUUGUUUUGUAUUUGUAUGCUAGGGGGCGACACAGUUUGCGUAAAAUGUCUGGUUUUUUUCUGAAUCCACCAAACUAGAAACGAUCAUUAGGAUCUAGAAUCUUGCAAAAAUUGGCAACAGGAGGAAAUAAGGAAUGGAUGAAUAAUUUUUUUUUCGUUUGUAUUUCGCGAAUCGCGGGCGCGUUCUUGCGGCGUUAAUCUCGGUGGCGUAUCUGAUACGUACGUGAAAAUAGUACACCUUUAAAAGGUCAUACUAGAAGUGGUUUUUGUGCGUUUAGUGUAUCGUUGUCGCCGAUCGGGUGACUGAUUAAGAAUCGUAGUGCUAACUUGCAGAUCACUUUCAAGAAUCGUUCACACAUCUACCUGGAAGUUGAAGCUGCUAGAAUCUUGUGAAAGCCGCAAUUGAACGUCAAGGACGCACUAAACGUGAAGUGACUUUUAUUUUCGAAAGACCUAGUGAAAACAAAAUGAACAAAAUUGUGAUAAUAAGUGUAAUGCAUUGAAGAACUCCGUGAAAAUCGAACGUCAAGUGUAACAGAAAAAAAUAUAUCUCAUCCAUGAUUCCCUGAAAUUCCGACGAUUGCAGAAAAAAUGAACUUGCGAUACUAUAAAAUGCAUCAACCGCCGGGUAGCGAAAGCCUGGUGACCCACUAAAAUAAAUCAACCCUCGUCGUAACCUCGUCGUUGAUUAGUGGUUCCCAGAAGAAGAAGAAGAAGAAGAAGAAGAAGAAGUGAAAAAGCAAAACGGACCAACAAGCAGUCCCAGUAAAACCAAACAUAACACAAGUGCGUGCUUUCGGCACCGCCUCCCAUAAUACUUCCACACUGGCCCACCAAAGUCUUCCCGCACCGUAAGAUGCCUUGGGGCUGUCUCUGUUCCAAGGAAAAGAAACGCCCGCAAAUUAGCAGCCCCAUACUCAAGCCCGACGAAUCCACGAAGCACCAGCUCCUGCCAGCCAGCAAGCGUCCCCUACUAUCCGCCAGCGAAAAGAAGCUCCAAAAGCGUCUACUCGAUCCCAACCUAAACGAGGUAGACCGAACCGCAGCCGAGACCGACGGCGACGACGUCGCCGCUGAUGAGAGCAGCGGGGAGUUUCCCGGUGGCUGUGACCACAAGCGUGAUGAUCGGCUGCAGCAGCAGCUGAUCCUGAAAUCAAAACUCAAGUCCUCCAAUCUCAAAAGCACCACCUACACCCGGAACACGGAGAACGAUAAGUUAACGAGACACCUGAACAAUGUCAAAUUCGCAUUCGAUGAACCGACGCCGUCACCACGUAGUCACCAGCAACCUGCAGCGCCGAAACCGACCCAAUUGAUUACACCGAACGAUGCACCGGAAGUUGCAGUACAGCGAGCCUUCGACCAGGAUGAGGUAGACUGCAAUGGGAACGGCAAUUACGAUGUCCUGCCACCGAAGUUGGACAGCGACGGGGUCCAAGAUGUUGUGCUUCAGAUUGUGGAAACAAAAGAUGAAAACAGAAACGUCUGUCAUCCUGCCGUCGACAGUAAGAAGAACGAUGUCGCCGGCAUACCCUUCAUAGAUGACGUACCUUCCCAAGUUUUGAAAAACCUUAACAGUGAUCCGAACAAGGUUCGGAACUUUCACGACGCUAGAAUUAUUACCCUUACACCAAAGAACGUUGGUUCCCAGGCGGAUAAACCAAGGGAACCAUCGAGCCCCGAGCUGAAACAACUGGUGCUCGUGAAGAAACGCGAGUCGACGGCGGAAUCAAAACCAGUGGUGGAAAAAUUGAAAUUCACGCACAGUUUUAAUAUUUUGUCCAUCGGUUGUGACCGGGUUUGUCAGCACUGUCAUCUGGUGCUGAGUCUGGAUGUGGCCCUGCGAUGCGCGAUCUGUGAAUUCACGUGCCAUCAGCGAUGUGUGCAGCUGGAACAGAAAAAUAGCCAUGAAGAAGAGCAGCAGCAACAGCAGCAACAGAUUGUCAAUAAAUACAACUCGCUCCCGAUCCACAGCAACCAUAACCAGCAGCCACCAUCCCGGCCGGGGUCCAAUUUGAACCAUGUAAACAACAACAAUAACUACAGCAGCAAUGGCAGUCAAUACCAUGACUACUCCUCGGUACACCAUCAUCAUCAGCAGCAGCAGCAACAGCAAACGCAGAAUCAAAAUUUACAUCCACAGACGCCGGUUUCCAGUUAUCACAGCCCCGGAUCAAACGAUUCCGCUCUGCGGUUAAGCUAUGUAACCGAGCGGAUACUGGCGUCGAUUCUGCCUGCCCGGAGAAGCCGCAACGGUGCCACCUCGCCAGUCUUUGCGGACGAGCACGAGCGGGAGCUGAUCGAUAUGUUGGAGCAGAAGCAUGAAAAGAACUACCGGAUAUUCGACCUGGAGUCAUGCAUCGCCAGCAUCAGCCUGGAGAAGCUGUGCGAACUCUGCAAACACAUCGACUCGUGGCUCGGAAGCGGGAAGGAGAAGAUCGUGGUGCUGCAAGACAGAGAGGACAAACAGCGGCUGGGCGCUGCAAUUGCCGCCUACCUGGAGUACCAGAAAAUAUGCGGCUCAAACUUUCCCCAGUCGAAUCGCUCCAAGGCACUCCAAUCGCCCGACCCGGACACUCCCGGCAGCGGCGGACGCAAAACGCCAACCUGGCUUGAUUUGGACAUCUACUCGACGCAGCGUUUUCUAGAGUCCGUGGCCGGUCCGCUGCGGGUCCCUUCGCACCGGCGCUACAUCAAGUACUUCUCCGGGCUGCUGUCGGGUACGAUUAAGAUGAACGCAUCUUCGCUGUUCCUGCGGUCGAUCGUGGUCGAGUCGCCGCCCUGUCUACACUACCGGGCCGUCACGGUGAACAGCGAGUGGCGCAGCUUCAUCAAGAUCUACGAGGGCGUCCGGUGUCUGUUCACGUCGGACAUCUACGUGAUACCGAUCACCACCCGGCAGUUCAUCUACGAGAUCAAGCAUCCGCUCCGGUUGCGGGGAGAUGUGCUGAUCCGCUGCUAUCAGAUCAUACCAAAUAACAACAAGCUGCACGACGAGAAGGAGCUGAUGUCGUGCGUGCAGUUUCACACCUGUGCCAUAACCGAGAAGGAAGUACAAUUCGCGAAGGAUGAGCUGGAUCUAGCGUGCGAUGAUGAUCGAUUUCCGGCGGAUCACAAAAUGACGCUCUGUUUCGAGACGAUGCCGAACGAGAAGAGUGCAAUCUUAGUCUUCCAGAAUCCGCUCGUCCGGAUAGAACCGAUCAUCGAGAACGGUGACCACCUGGAGACGAUUAAUGAAGACGAAUCGAGCCACACGCAGGGUCCACUGGAUGGUUCCCUGUACGCAACGAUCCUUAAGAGUCCCAGAUCGCCAACCGGAAGCAGUGGUAGUGGUGUCAUUCAGCAGACGCUAAUCUCACCACCGGCCGAAUUCAGCAACACCAAAUCGAUCCUCAACGGAAACACUGCAGGCGGAAGUGGUCCUUCGCCAGUAGCACCGCCACUGCGGAGCAGCGCAUCGAGCUACAGCUACGAAAGUGUCAAACGCUACCAAAGCACGGCUACCAAUGGUAGCAACCGUGUGGGGGCCAUUGUGAACGGUGGUCGAGCUGCUGCGGGUAGCGGUGAGAGUGCAAGUGCUAAUCAUAGUGUCAAUCAUAACGAUAGUGGUGGCGGGAACUACCGCGAUGUGAUAGUGAAUGGUAACGCGUACGAUCUGAACCACAAUCAAAAUCUAUCUCAAAGUCAGCAGCAGCAGCAACAGCAGACGCAGCUUAGGUGCAGCCAAGCUGACGCUCGUGAUUCGGUGAGAAGUCCGCUGACGCUGUCUAUGGACUCGGGGAUCUCCAGCAGUGGACCCGCUAAUCGUCGCCUACAGGGCUCCAGUGUAUCGCCAUCCAGUUUCCCCAGCCAAGCUAGUCCACAAGAUGAUCGCCACCGAGAGCUGGACGACCUGCUGUCCGAUAUGCUGAUGACGGUUCAAGGUAUUCCGGACGUCAGCCGCAAGAGCGCCGAUCAUAAUCAACGCACAACAACAACAACCACCACCACCCACAAUCACCACCAUCAUCAGCAGCAGCAGCAGCAGAAUCUGAGUGAUCACUUCGUAAACACGAACAUCGACACGAUCAAGCGUUCGCACUCGGCCCAGCUGCAGCCACUCAGAGAGGAACAACGCAAAGAUCCCGAGUUACUGCUGUACGAGACGAGCAGCACGACGACCACCCUAACGCCACCACCGAGCGAGAGUGGCCGCGAGACGCCACUGCUGAGCAGCAACUACUCGACGAUUCGCGAUAAGAGAGAGCUCGGUUGUCUGACGCCGACCGAACGGGAGCUCAUCAUGAAUCUGCAGCACCACCAGCAUCACCAGGUUCAGUCUUUCGGAUAUCACCGUCAGGCGCGGUCCACUACGGGUGCUUCGGAACGGUUCACAUCGGACGACGACGACGACGCUUAUCGGCAGCAGCAACAGAUACCAUAUCACGCUCGCGAGGACUCACGACCCUUCACCUACGGCAGCAUACCGCUCACGGGUACGCCCCAAAAUCCGCCCGCCUCCACCAUGAUCAGGAUGCAGUCGGGGCUCUCGAGCCCGUCAAUGGUGCGCAAGGCGCUCGGCACGCCAACCUCCGGUCGAAAAUCGGCUGGCGGUGGGGGCGGGUCCGUUGGUCCCGCCGUCGGUUGGAACUCGGAAUUCGAGGAAAUGCUUCGUGAACGGCGCGAGAAAGUGCUCAGUGAAAAGUAUACGAUCGGUGACCAACAGUCGUCAGCCGGGGGUGGUCUAAGUGAUAACAACAACAACAGCCGCGGACUCGGUUACGAUACGGUUGAUAAUAGGAGGGCCUAUCAGGGCCAAGGCGGUGGCGCAAUCAGAACUAUUACGACGACUACGACCACGACCACGGACCAGAGCAACGGUUAUCAUCCGCACGAACCUCUCAAGCGGUCCAACACGAUGGAUGGCAGCUUUGGUCGGCAGCAGUUUACCGCCGAUGGAAUCUCCGGCCAGACAUGGCUUCAGCUGCAGCAGCAGAAACUACGCGUCCGAAAGGAGCAGCAGAGACGCGAACAUUCAAACAGCUUCAGCUAUGGCAGUCCUGCAUUCCCCACCGCCGAGGCGCUGUACAACAGCAACACCACCCACAGACGCAGCCAGACGCUGUCGCCGGUGCGCAACGAACGCAACUAUCACACGAUGACCACGACGCGGACCCACUCUACCGAGCGGCCAUUUGUGGCCGUCAAGCGGGCACACGAGAACGCCAAGAUGCAAACUAUUGGUUCUGCACCGUUGUCCAUUUUGAGUGCUUCACCACACGGUCAUGUAGCACAAACCCAUCAGCAACAGCAGCAGCCUUCUGGUUCACCACCAUCUCCAUCGGUACCCUCGGCAUCACCCAACAUUUCCACAGAUCAGCAACAGCCUCAUCAACAUCAUCAUGAUCAGUACACCUCCGUAACCAGCAGUAGAACUAGUGUCACUAAUGGUAACGGCAUGGAUCAACAGCAACAGCAGCAGCAGCAGCAGCAGCAGCUCAAUACAUCUCUGAAUAGCAGCAUCACUAGCCAAAAUCAGGUCCAAAAUGGGCUACUCUCGUUGGCUGAUCACGAACACUCCACGCCGAAACACGGACAAGUGAGAUUGGAGUCCGAACAGAUAAUCUUCAGUAACAUAAACAGUCUAAGUAAUCUCGAUACUUGCGAAAAACUAAACAACCUGCUAAAAGACAUAACAAACAGUGCGGCCGCGGUACAGCGCGCCGCUUCGACCACUUCCGCCGACACUGCCGGUGUCGGUGCUGCUACUGUUGCUAGCAAUAAUCCAGCCGCUAUUACUACUGCUACUACUUCCGCCACCUCUAGCCUACUCACCACCAACACUACCCAGUACCUCCACCAUAAUCAUCAUCGCCAUCAAGAGCAGCAAAUUCAUAGGCCCAUCAUUCAUAAUACCCAUCAUUCAAUCAACCACCGAAACGGCCAUCGAAGCUACCGACUGCCGGAACCAAUGGAUCUCUCUCCGGAAGGGAGUGCACCCAUCCGGAGCGGGGAUACAAAUGGGCAGCAAACGCUCGACAAGUUGUUGGCCUCGCUCGCGCUGGAGAGCGACGUUACCGACCAACAUCUAGCCAAGAUCGAUCAGCAAGUAGGCGAAGAAAGCCACGUGACGGAGCUGUCCGCCGUGAUUGCUGACCUCGCCGAGUACGAUCUGAGCGAAGCCCAGCGUCUGAAUCUCUACAAUGGGAACGAUGUGAUGGGGUCGUAUCACAGCGCGGACGCCUUUCGAACGCACGCCGAUAUAAACGGAAACGGUUAUCUCGGGCCGUUCAUGAACGGUAGGAACGGUGGAGGCAACGAACCCAAUGCCAGCAGCAGUCUAUUAAUCAAUAACCAUCACGUGCGCCGAAUAGCCUCGGAGAGCGACAGCACCAUUUCAUCGAUCUCGCCAAGCCUGUCGGAGCGAAGUAACGCCAUUUCAUGGUGCGAUCAGGCCAGGGAAGAGUCGUUCUCAUCCUAUCGUUCAGAGACGGAACCGGACAACUCCCCGACGGGUGGAUCGCCACGUCCGGAGACGCCAGCCUUCCCGGUCACGCCACGCACCCCGUACGGUCUGUCCAACGGAACCUCUAGUCCAGCUCUGCCGCCCAAAAGUCCGACAUCACAACGAAAGUAUAACUCGACUUGGUCGUUGCGCAGUCAAAAAUCGACCGUCUCAACGUACGACGUGAGCAAGGACUUAUUCGCGGGCAACCAGCGCACAACCCAGGAGAUCGUCAACCAGAAUGAAACGGUGUCAUGCUACACAUCACGGCGCAACUCGACCACAUCGAACGCAAACAGCGAACCCCAGGAGGUUGCCCCCCAGUUCGUCAAGUUCGCCCGCGAUUCGUCCAAGUACUGGUACAAGCCUGGCAUCAGCCGGGAGGAAGCGAUCGCACUGCUCCGCAAUGCCCCGCCCGGAACCUUUGUGGUACGCGAUUCGACCACAUUUGCCAACGCGUACGGACUGGUGGUCAAGGUGGCCCAUCCUCCACCCGGAGUCCAAUCGAAGGGACCGAACAGUGACGAGCUGGUGCGCCACUUUCUGGUGGAGCCCACAAUUCGGGGCGUUCGGUUGAAGGGCUGCGCAAACGAGCCCGUUUUCACAUCCCUCUCGGCGCUGGUGUACCAGCACUCAAUCACACCGCUCGCGCUGCCCUGCCGUCUGAUCAUACCGGAUAUGGACAUUCAGCAAACGGACUAUCAGUCACCCGCUCAGCAACAGUUACUCUCCCAGGGGGCAGCUUGUAACGUCCUGUACUUGUUCACCUGUGAUACGGAGUCACUGACAGGACCCCAAGCCAUCAGGAAAGCGGUGGGAUUACUAUUAUCGCUGCGACCACUGCCGAAACCCACGCAAGUGCACUUCAAAGUUUCGAUCCAGGGAAUCACGCUCACGGACAACACCCGGCAGCUGUUCUUCAGGCGACAUUACCCAUCCAACAACGUAUCAUACUGUGGUUUGGACCCGGACGAACACCGAUGGAGUAUUCCAUCCACCACGGGUAACAUCCCAGCGUCCAAACGCAUCUUUGCCUUCGUGGCGAAACGCUCGCCAACGUCAGCGGAUAACCAGUGUCACGUUUUCUGUGAGCUAGAGGCCACCCAACCGGCCACCGCCAUCGUAUCGUUUGCCAACAAGGUCGUACUCGGGGGAGCAACCCCACAUACGGCCGCCCCACGGGCAAUCUAAACGGAAAUAAUACAGCAAAACAAAUAAACAAAUUAGAGGAAAUCGAGUCAUUUUCUAAUAUUAUUUAACAGAGAAAAUCCGGAGAUGCUAGGAAAUGUGAAAAUCCGGAUUAAAAAAUUAUAUAUACUUUUAGUAACUGAUGCAGCCAAUAGCAGAAGAUAACUGCAUGAAAAACAAAACACAUUACGAGAGAUUGAACACCAUGUGUAGCUUUAGAUUAGUAGAGUUGGAUAUUUUAACAGAAAAACACACACACGAACCACAUUACACUAAUUAAUUGGAAGGCAACUGUAUUAAUUAUAAUUUUAAAACCACUACCAUACUGUGUAACAAUAAUAAUAUCCACGAAUGUCAGUGUAAUUAUUUAGCGAAACGCAUGUAUAAAUGUACUUCUCUGCGCAAGAAAAUAUUAUUUAACAUUUAUAAACUAUUUAUAAAAACAAAAAAAAAACAAUAAAUUAAU
Messenger RNA from Toxorhynchites rutilus septentrionalis, 8157 nucleotides. It is a transcript of the gene by, whose product is annotated as tensin-2. Gene Ontology annotation, molecular function: protein binding. NCBI's taxonomy places the organism in Eukaryota, Metazoa, Arthropoda, Insecta, Diptera, Culicidae. The transcript is spliced from 23 exons. Bases 876 to 7694 code for a protein of 2272 amino acids. The record is from RefSeq and is a predicted model, not a curated record.